This is a messenger RNA of Ostrea edulis (European flat oyster), 2593 nucleotides long. RefSeq names its product ectonucleoside triphosphate diphosphohydrolase 1-like. The transcript is spliced from 12 exons. The record is from RefSeq and is a predicted model, not a curated record. Gene Ontology annotation, cellular component: plasma membrane. The coding region runs from base 401 to 2314 and encodes 637 amino acids. Gene Ontology annotation, biological process: nucleoside diphosphate catabolic process. NCBI's taxonomy places the organism in Eukaryota, Metazoa, Mollusca, Bivalvia, Ostreida, Ostreidae. Gene Ontology annotation, molecular function: UDP phosphatase activity; GDP phosphatase activity.
GGUAACGAUAUUCUAGAAGUAUAGAUUGCUGCAGUUUUUAGUUUUCAAGUGAUGAGACCGAGAUGAAGGUGAGCAAACUUAAUUUGUGUCUCUGUUUUACUUUCACUUUCUACUUUUACUUCAUAUAAACUGCAUUUCUUGUUACAAUCAAACUUUUCGAAAUGAUAAAAAUGAAAAACGAAAUCUAUGUUUUAUAAGUAAAAUGAAUACAAAUUAUCAUAUAGAGUGUAAUUUAUUUCCAUGAUUUCUCAAUUAAGUAAAAAACAGUAGAGAAAAAAUUGUAAAGAGGAGGGGUAGAUAUUGGCCUAUAUAGAAAUAUAUUUCAACUUUUAAACAUCAUAGAAAAUUUACAAGGCCCUUAUUUUUUAGGAAGUUUACAUAUUUCAAAACUAAGUUAUCAAUGUUUUUGUUUGUAUUAAGUGUCAGUAACCAGGGACUUGGUGAAUAUCUGCAUCUCUAUAAAAUAAUUAUCAUGGAUAUCACAGUGAUGGUUCGUAGUUGUCUCCCCUUGGGGGACCGACAGGGGAUUUUUUCACAGACAAUUUCCGAGGACAUGACAGUAGGUUACUUCAUCAGGAAGCUGUGCAAAGAAGAAGGAAUAAAAAUGCGGUCGUCCCUGACACUGAAGAAUUCCAGCGAGCAGGAUUUACGCUGGUCAGCAACGCUCCGAGAGGCUUACGUGAUGAGUGACGCAGAGCUCUCUCUGCACGACAGUGAUGAUGACGUUGAUCUUCAGACGAGGAUUAUGAACUGUAACAUGUGGCUAUACGUCGCGGUAGCCUGCUUUUUGGUGGGAGUCAUUGGAUUGGUGGUCGUCGUUGUCUUACACCACAAGGACCAGGAACCACAAUAUAGCUAUGGAGUUGUCCUGGAUGCCGGCUCUUCCCAUACCAAGCUGUUUGUUUACAAGUGGAGCAUCAAAUGUGACCAUGAAACUGCAUUAGCCAAUCAGAUUCAUUCCUGUCGAGUUUCAGGAGGUGGGAUAUCAAGUUAUGAGAAUGACCCCUCUGCACUGAGGCCUCCCCUGGAGGUGUGUCUUAGAGAGGCUGAGGGCGUGGUACCAGUUGACAAACAGAGUGUAACACCUGUGUAUUUAGGGGCAACAGCAGGGAUGAGGCUUAUCCAUGCUGUGAACUUUUCCGUGUCGGAUGCCAUUAUGGAUGUGGUCAGAAACACAAUCCAGUCCUCCAAGUUCCAGUUCACUCAACCCAAAACACAGGCCAGGAUCCUGACCGGGGCAGAGGAGGGACUCUACUCCUGGAUCACUGCCAACUACGUCUCUGGAAAGUUUGGAGUGAUUCCACCCUCAGAGGUGAAGACUUCUCGACACGUGCGGUCCCUGUUGGGGGCAGGGGAGGGAACUAUGGGAGCACUCGACAUGGGAGGAGCAUCCACACAAAUAACAUUCUACCCGGACUUGUCGGCACCAAUGCCAGAGAAUUACUCGGGAAACGCCGUCCUGUUUGAGAAAAACUACACAGUGUACACCCACAGUUACCUCUGCUAUGGUAUUAAUGAAUUCAGGCGGAAAUAUCAAGCUCUUCUGGUCAAGAGCCAAAACUUCAGUCUUGAUUUAACCAACCCUUGUGGACUGCAGGGAAAUACACUACAAGAAAAUUAUUCCAAUAUAUUUGAGGCACCUUGUACAAGAGAAUCAGCCCAGCACCCCAUCAGCAAGAACAGCACUUUCACUUUCACUGGGAGUGGCAAUAUUACGCAGUGUGUGGAGACUGUGCGUGAACUGUUUGGUUUUAACCAGACCUGCCCAUACAGCAGCUCCUGCUCAUUUAAUGGAACCUACCAACCAACCGUUCACGGACAGUUCUAUGCCUUUUCCAACUUUUACUUCGAAGCGAGCUUUCUGAAUCAGACAAAUUCCAACAGCCUGUCAGAAUACCAAACAGCACUGUCAAAGUUCUGUCACAUGACCUGGCAGCAGGCAAAAGACCAGUACACCCACACCCCACUGGAUUACCUCCCGUGGUAUUGUUUUGGAGGAACCUAUGUACAAAUCCUACUGACAGAGGCAUACAAGUUUGAUGCUAACACUUGGAAAACUCUACAUUUUGUUGAAGAGUUGAAUGGUACAGAGGUGGGUUGGAGUCUGGGGUUCAUGAUCGACUCGAGCUCUGAUUUACCGCCUGCUAAGAGGGACUUCUUCAUGACUAAUCUGACCUUUGCUCUAUUGAUUACGCUUUUCGUCCUGUUCAUACUCAUUUCCAUCGGCUUCGCUUGUCAUGCCGUCAAGUUCCAACGUCAGAAACAGAGAGGACAAUUUUACAAGAGAACAGACAGUUACGGGGCUAUACAAUGAAGCAAGGCUGAACUACGAAGUCAUGGAGUCAGUUAUGGGUUGUGCUUUAAGAAUUUGUGUGUGUGAGAGAGAGUAGGGUAGAGAGAGAGAGAGAGAGAGAGAGAGAGAGAGAGAGAGAGAGUAGGGAGUUUGUGUGUGUGUGUGUGUGAGAGAGAGAGAGAGAGCAUUAUUGAUUUCUGUGAUAUUUUGUUUUUGAUUUCAGAGGCAUCACAGAUAAAAAAAUUUAUUUGCAAAACCGAGUGAUGAAAAACAAGAAAUAAAACUGUCAAAGGUUUCUUG